Messenger RNA from Ochotona curzoniae (black-lipped pika), 956 nucleotides. RefSeq names its product syndecan 4 (gene SDC4). The coding region runs from base 10 to 606 and encodes 198 amino acids. The transcript has 5 exons. Lineage: Eukaryota; Metazoa; Chordata; Mammalia; Lagomorpha; Ochotonidae. The record is from RefSeq and is a predicted model, not a curated record. Gene Ontology annotation, cellular component: membrane; cell surface. Gene Ontology annotation, biological process: cell migration.
CGAGGUGCCAUGGCCCCCGCUCGCCUGUGCGCGUUCCUGCUGUUUCUCCUUGGCGCCGCCGCCGCCGAGUCGAUCCGGGAAACAGAGGUCAUUGACCCACAGGACCUCCUGGGAGGCCAGUACUCCGGAGACCUGCCGGACGAUGAGGAUGUUGGUGGCCCCGGGCGGGAGCCUGAUGACUUUGAGCUGUCUGGCUCUGGAGAUCAGGAUGACUGGGAGGAGCCCAGGAAAUCCUCUGAAGCGAUAGAGCCCUCGGCGCCCCUUGAUAACCACAUCCCUGAGGGCACCAGGCCUGGGAUCCGGCUGCCCAGCCAGCCCAAGGACCUGGAGGAGAACGAGGUUGUCCCCAGGAAGAUCUCGCCCUUUGAGGGGGACGAAGAUAUCUCCAACAAAGUGUCCAUGUCCAGCACUGCCCAGAGCAGUAACAUCUUUGAGCGAACCGAGGUCCUAGCAGCGCUGAUCGUGGGCGGCAUCGUGGGCAUCCUCUUCGCUGUCUUCCUGAUCCUGCUGCUGGUCUACCGCAUGAAGAAGAAGGACGAAGGUAGCUACGACCUGGGCAAGAAGCCUAUCUACAAGAAGGCCCCCACCAACGAGUUCUACGCCUGAAGCCUCCUCGGCAGUGCGGGGGAGGGGAAGGCAUCAGCGUGGUGGACCUUAGGGUUGAGGGAGGGCAAGUUCACACUGACCUGUCAGCAUCUCCAGCUCUGAUGACUUUCUGUGUCAGAAGAGACACCAUCUUCCUACUGCUCUGCCUAGCUCUUCUUGAUUCGCUGGGACUCAGUUGCCCUGGCAGAAAAAUGGGGUUAUACUUGGCCUUUCCUGAAGACAAGCCUUGGAUUGGAUCUUGUUUUUUUUUGUUUUGUUUUUGUUUUUUUUAAGCUUCCAGAUUAGAAUCUGGAACCAGGUUUUGAUUCAUGGGCCCCUCCCGGAGCCCCUCUGAAACCUGGGGUCUUGGG